This is a messenger RNA of Talpa occidentalis (Iberian mole), 1193 nucleotides long. It is a transcript of the gene TOMM20L, whose product is annotated as translocase of outer mitochondrial membrane 20 like. Gene Ontology annotation, biological process: protein import into mitochondrial matrix; protein targeting; tRNA import into mitochondrion. The transcript is spliced from 5 exons. Gene Ontology annotation, cellular component: mitochondrial outer membrane translocase complex; mitochondrial outer membrane. Bases 34 to 492 code for a protein of 152 amino acids. Gene Ontology annotation, molecular function: transmembrane protein transporter activity. NCBI's taxonomy places the organism in Eukaryota, Metazoa, Chordata, Mammalia, Eulipotyphla, Talpidae. The record is from RefSeq and is a predicted model, not a curated record.
CCAACGCUCGGCUCGCGGACAGUCCCCGGCCGGAUGCCCAGAGAUCGCCCCCUUCUCGGCCUCUUGGCGGCCCUGGUGGUCGGUGGCGCCGUCGUCUUCCUGGGCUAUUGCGUUUAUCUUGACCGGAAGCGGCGAGGCGACCCCGCGUUCAAGCGCCGCCAGCGGGACAAAAGAAGAGCCCAGCAGCAAACGGCUGAGGGACGGGGCGCCCAGUUGUGGGAUCCAGCAAAGAAUAAAAAUUUGCAAGACCUUAUUCUGCAAGAGUUACGAAUGGGAGAACUUUGGUUAUCUAGAGGAGAGCAUAGAAUCGGGGUUGAACAUCUCAGCAAUGCCCUUUUAGCAUGUGGGCAGCCACGUGAACUUCUGAAUGUUUUCAGACACACACUUCCUCCCAAGGUAUUUGAGAUGCUGUUGCACAAAAUUCCCCUUAUUUGCCAGCAAUUUGAGGCAGACAUGAAUGAACAGGAAUACUUGAAGGAUGAUCGUGAUUGAAAAUAUUUCAUCAUAUCCACAGUCCAGUGAAAAUACUAUGGUACUAUAUAUUAUAAACAACUGCUCAGCGAUAUUUCCAUUUAUUUUACUUUUAGUAAUAAAAAAUUUGUUUCUAUCUCAUACAUGAUUGAACACAUAUUUUGCUUUAAAAUUAACAGUCACAAUUGAAGAAACAAUGGUUUAUUUUUCGAAUCAAGUGACCAAGCUGCUGAAUCUUAAGGCCUCAACAAAUGUUGCAUAUUAUUUUCAAUGAACAAGACCUUCUAUUUUGAUUAUUCCUGGUACAUAGCUAUUUUGUUUCUCCACUGGUUUCCAUGUGACAGUCAUGACAGAUGGUUUAACAUGGUGGCUACUGCUUUCAGGGGAUUCUGUCAGGUGAAUCCUCAUUUCCAGUGCAAUAGCUGUUGGCAAUCUCUCCUUUAAAGUCCAUUGAUCAGGACUUCUCUAUCGUGGUUGGCCAAGGAGUCCUGCUUUGGCUGCCAAAGCUUCAUUCUGCUGAAUAUGAUAUUCCUGAAAUCUCAUAGAUAUUCUUUGCGUCAUUUUUAAAUAUUUCUGUAAGCAGUGUUCCGAACAGGUGGUCUAAAAUAAAAAAGAUUCAAGAGGCAAAACAAAAGUAUUAAUUAAAAAAAAAAAAGGCAAAACCUUCCCUAUUCUUUGAAUAUAUCCAAAAUUAAACAGUAUUAAUGAGUACCAAGUAACUA